Messenger RNA from Tachysurus vachellii, 1688 nucleotides. RefSeq names its product fibrinogen C domain-containing protein 1-like. NCBI's taxonomy places the organism in Eukaryota, Metazoa, Chordata, Actinopteri, Siluriformes, Bagridae. The transcript has 7 exons. The record is from RefSeq and is a predicted model, not a curated record. The coding region runs from base 219 to 1589 and encodes 456 amino acids.
UCUCUCAAAUGAGUGUAUCAGAUUUGCUGCAGGUUCAACAGCUCUCUUGGUGGACGUGUGUGUGGUGCUGAAGUAGUUCACAUCUUCCUAGAAACCAACUAGAACUGUGUAUUGAUGGAGGGAUUAAGCAAAGCAGGAUAUAUUUACAGUCCGUGAGGACAAAUCUUGGAUUUUUGCAGGUUGUUGUCUGAGAAUACUGGUGAAGGAGAACAAACAUCAUGAACAGCGUCACGGAGCUUGAAGACGGACCGCAGCACAAGGCUCAGAGGACGAGCUGUAGUUACCUCCUGUGCACCAUUCUGCUCUUUGUUGCUGUGCUGCUAGCUGUUACGGUAACAGGCACCAUCCUCUUAAUGAACCACUCCCAGGCACCCUCAGGCCUAGAUGGUCCGCCACUCAUCACUACCAAUCAAGACGAAGGCAACGCCCUGGUGACGGUGGAGAGAGGAGACGGCUCCCGCAUUAACAUCUUCAUCGACCCAAACUGCCCCGACUACAACAGCAACUUCCUGCGACUGGAGGGGUUACAGACGUCACUGCUGCAUUCGCUCAGCCACCAUGACACAGAUCUGAAGUCUGUGAAGGGACAGGAGCGUGCAUUGCUUGUCCAGUUGGCUGAAGAAAUUGCCAAGUUGUCAGCCCAUGGCAGCCAGCUGAAGGCGGAGUACAACGCACUGAAGCAGGGCCAGAGCAGCAUCAGCCAGGAGAUCAGCAUGCUGCAGACCGAGCAGGCCAGGCUCAUCCAGCUGCUGUCCGAGAGCCAAAGUAACAUGAUGAAGGUGGUAAACACAGUGAGUGACGUGUUCGACUCCAUGCAGAAGGAACCUGGCAGCAUGAAGGUGUUCCUGAAGGCAGACUUGCAGAGGGCUCCAGUGCGCAGUGGAAUCAGACCCAGGGGGUGUUCCAGCGGAGAGGGACGACCAAGAGACUGCAGUGACAUCUAUGCUAGUGGACAGCGUGAAGAUGGGAUCUACUCCAUCUUUCCCAUACACUUUCCCACAGGCUUUCAGGUUUACUGCGACAUGAGCACAGAAGGAGGUGGCUGGACGGUGUUCCAGCGCAGAGAAGACGGCUCUGUAAACUUCUACAGGGAUUGGGCCGCGUACCAAGAGGGAUUUGGCAAGAUUACAGGGGAACACUGGCUCGGUCUGAAGCGGAUUCACGCUCUGACCAUCCAGGCUAAUUAUGAGUUGAGGAUUGACCUGGAGGACUUUGAGAACAGCACUUCCUUUGCGCAGUAUGGAUCCUUCGGCGUUGGAUUGUUCUCCGUUGACCCGGAUGAGGAUGGCUACCCGUUGAGCAUAGCGGACUACUCAGGAACCGCUGGUGACUCAUUGCUCAAACACAACGGCAUGAAGUUCACUACAAAGGACAAGGACAACGAUCACUCGGAGAACAACUGUGCAUCCUUCUACCACGGAGCCUGGUGGUACCGGAACUGCCACAUGUCCAACCUGAACGGACAGUACCUACGAGGCCAGCACUCGUCUUACGCCGACGGCAUCGAGUGGUACUCCUGGACUGGUUUGCAAUACUCCCUAAAAUUCACAGAGAUGAAAAUCAGGCCUACGUGUGAGCAAAACGAAUGAGUGAAGCAAAUGAUCUUCAUCCUCUGUGGUGUAGGUGUUAGAAAGACUAGGAACAGAAAUGUGCGAGGACUGUAUGAUGAUGUAUUCUCUUCCUGUUUA